Messenger RNA from Rhea pennata, 8716 nucleotides. It is a transcript of the gene MIB1, whose product is annotated as MIB E3 ubiquitin protein ligase 1. Bases 186 to 3206 code for a protein of 1006 amino acids. Gene Ontology annotation, biological process: endocytosis; Notch signaling pathway; protein ubiquitination. Gene Ontology annotation, molecular function: ubiquitin-protein transferase activity; protein binding; zinc ion binding. Gene Ontology annotation, cellular component: cytoplasm. NCBI's taxonomy places the organism in Eukaryota, Metazoa, Chordata, Aves, Rheiformes, Rheidae. The record is from RefSeq and is a predicted model, not a curated record. The transcript has 21 exons.
GGGCGAGUAGGGAGCGAGGGGGCGCCGGCCCCCGCCGCAUCCCCUCGGCUGUUCGCCGCCGCCUGCCCUCCUUCCCCCCCCCCUUCCCUCCUGCCGCCGCCCCCAUCGGGGUCCCCCUUCGCCGCCUGCGGGCUUCGCUCCCCCUGCAGCCGCCGCGGGGCCCGGGCCCGCGGGGCGUCGCCGGGAUGAGCAGCUCGCGGAACAACCGAGUGAUGGUGGAGGGAGUGGGCGCCCGGGUGGUCCGGGGCCCCGACUGGAAGUGGGGGAAGCAGGAUGGCGGCGAGGGCCAUGUGGGCACCGUGCGCAGCUUCGAGAGCCCCGAGGAGGUGGUGGUCGUCUGGGACAACGGCACCGCCGCCAACUACCGCUGCUCCGGGGCCUACGACCUGCGCAUCCUCGACAGCGCGCCCACGGGUAUCAAGCAUGAUGGGACUAUGUGUGAUACUUGUCGACAGCAACCAAUUAUUGGUAUACGAUGGAAAUGCGCUGAAUGCACAAAUUAUGACUUGUGCACGGUUUGUUAUCAUGGGGACAAACAUCACUUGAGGCAUCGUUUUUAUAGAAUUACCACACCAGGAAGUGAAAGGGUAUUGUUAGAGUCUCGCCGUAAAUCAAAGAAAAUUACAGCAAGAGGAAUCUUUGCAGGUGCCAGGGUGGUGCGAGGAGUUGAUUGGCAAUGGGAAGAUCAAGAUGGUGGCAAUGGUCGUAGGGGAAAGGUAACUGAAAUCCAGGACUGGAGUGCGUCAAGUCCACAUAGUGCGGCAUAUGUUCUUUGGGACAAUGGUGCUAAAAACCUUUACAGAGUUGGCUUUGAGGGCAUGUCUGACCUGAAAUGUGUCCAAGAUGCAAAAGGAGGCUCUUUCUACAGGGACCAUUGUCCUGUGUUAGGUGAGCAAAAUGGUAACAGAAAUCCUGGUGGGCUGCAAAUUGGUGACCUUGUAAACAUUGACCUUGAUUUAGAAAUUGUACAGUCUUUGCAGCAUGGUCAUGGAGGAUGGACUGAUGGCAUGUUUGAAACCUUAACAACAACUGGAACGGUUUGUGGCAUUGAUGAGGAUCAUGAUAUAGUAGUACAGUAUCCAAGUGGCAACAGGUGGACAUUUAACCCAGCUGUUCUCACCAAAGCCAAUGUUGUCCGAAGUGGAGAUACUGUUCAAGGUGCUGAAGGAGGUACCUCUCAAUUUCAAGUGGGUGACCUUGUUCAAGUAUGUUACGACUUGGAGAGGAUUAAGCUUCUUCAGAGAGGUCAUGGAGAGUGGGCUGAAGCAAUGCUUCCCACUUUAGGUAAAGUUGGUAGAGUCCAGCAGAUCUAUUCAGACAGUGACUUAAAGGUAGAGGUUUGUGGAACAUCUUGGACAUAUAACCCAGCAGCUGUCUCGAAGGUGGCAUCAGCAGGAUCUGCUAUAAGUAAUGCAUCUGGAGAAAGAUUGUCCCAGCUGUUGAAGAAAUUAUUUGAAACCCAAGAAUCUGGAGAUCUCAACGAAGAAUUGGUUAAAGCUGCUGCCAACGGAGAUGUUGCUAAAGUGGAAGACCUGCUAAAGAGACCAGAUGUGGAUGUGAACGGACAAUGUGCUGGACACACAGCUAUGCAAGCAGCUAGUCAGAAUGGCCACGUUGACAUAUUGAAGUUGCUUCUGAAACAGAACGUGGAUGUAGAAGCAGAGGACAAAGAUGGAGACAGGGCAGUUCAUCAUGCAGCUUUUGGUGAUGAGGGUGCUGUGAUAGAGGUUUUGCACAGAGGCAGUGCAGAUUUAAAUGCUCGCAACAAACGCAGGCAGACUCCACUUCAUAUUGCUGUCAACAAAGGUCAUCUGCAAGUUGUGAAGACUUUACUGGACUUUGGCUGCCAUCCUAGUCUCCAGGAUUCUGAAGGUGACACUCCACUCCAUGAUGCAAUAAGUAAAAAGCGCGAUGACAUCCUUGCUGUGUUGUUAGAAGCUGGAGCUGAUGUUACUAUCACCAACAAUAAUGGGUUUAAUGCUCUUCACCAUGCUGCACUAAGAGGAAAUCCUAGUGCAAUGCGUGUGUUGCUGUCCAAGUUACCACGACCAUGGAUUGUUGAUGAGAAAAAAGAUGAUGGUUAUACUGCCUUGCAUCUGGCAGCCCUCAAUAAUCAUGUGGAAGUGGCUGAACUUUUGGUGCAUCAGGGCAAUGCUAACCUGGAUAUCCAGAAUGUUAACCAGCAGACUGCUCUGCACCUUGCCGUUGAACGACAGCAUACACAAAUAGUUAGACUCUUAGUCCGUGCAGGUGCUAAACUGGAUAUUCAGGAUAAAGACGGAGACACUCCCUUGCAUGAAGCCCUGAGACACCACACACUGUCACAGCUCCGCCAGCUCCAAGACAUGCAAGAUGUGGGCAAGGUAGAUACUGCUUGGGAGCCAUCAAAGAACACAUUAAUAAUGGGACUUGGCACUCAGGGAGCAGAGAAGAAGAGUGCAGCAUCUAUUGCCUGCUUCCUGGCAGCAAACGGAGCUGACCUCAGCAUUCGUAAUAAGAAGGGUCAGUCUCCUCUUGAUCUCUGCCCUGAUCCUAGCCUCUGCAAAGCAUUGGCUAAAUGUCACAAAGAAAAAGUCAGUGGUCAGGUUGGUUCCCGAAGUCCAUCUAUGAUCAACAAUGAUUCUGAAACCUUAGAAGAAUGUAUGGUGUGUUCAGACAUGAAGAGAGAUACUUUGUUUGGCCCAUGUGGACAUAUUGCUACCUGUUCACUGUGCUCCCCACGAGUGAAAAAAUGCCUUAUCUGUAAAGAACAAGUUCAGUCUAGGACAAAGAUUGAAGAAUGUGUAGUGUGUUCAGACAAAAAGGCAGCAGUACUCUUCCAACCUUGUGGUCAUAUGUGUGCUUGUGAGAAUUGUGCAAGCUUGAUGAAGAAGUGUGUGCAGUGUCGGGCAGUGGUUGAGCGGAGAGUGCCUUUCAUAAUGUGCUGCGGAGGGAAAGGUACAGAAGAUACCACUGAUGAUAUUUCGAGCGGAAACAUUCCGGUUUUACAGAAGGAUAAAGACAACACCAAUGUUAAUGCAGAUGUACAGAAGUUGCAGCAACAGUUACAAGACAUCAAGGAACAGACUAUGUGUCCUGUCUGUCUGGACCGUCUGAAGAACAUGAUCUUUCUCUGUGGCCAUGGAACCUGUCAACUUUGUGGAGACCGAAUGAGUGAAUGCCCUAUAUGCCGCAAGGCAAUUGAACGAAGGAUUCUUUUGUAUUAAAUAGUGGAACCAUUGUCUUUUAGCUUAUUAAACAGUAAGGACGUUUUGAUGAUUUAAAUCUUCGUAAGCUUGAAAGGCUGUAAAAGACUCUAAUUAAAACGUUUCUAAUAUUGUAGCACAGAUUCGCUACAUGGUAAUUGUUUAAAGAUUGUGAACAUACCAAAUAAGAGAACAGUAUUUGGACAGUCAGCUUUUAGUUUUAUUCUUAAAAGAUAUCUAAGCUUAAAGCUAACUUAAAGCAGUUUUUAUUUUCUUUCUGUUGUCCUCUUUCCCUUAAAGUGUAAACGGACAAUUUUGUUUUUGUUUCUUUCAUGUUUUUUCUCAAUGUAUGUAUCAGUUGGGUAUCAAGUGGAGUAGAUUUUUUUUUUUGAUAAAUUUAUUCAGUUACUAUCAAGUAUAAAUACUUAAACUUUUCUUGUUUUAAGCUUCUCUGGAGAACGUUCAAAUGUCCUGUGACAGUUAUGGUUCAUGUUUUAUAUCUUAAGAUAUAAAAUAAUGCAAAAUCAGUGCAAAGCGUACACGUUGUAGUAAUAAAUAUCAUACUAUUCCUGUCAGAACAGACCUCAAAAUGUAUUGCUAAAGUAAUCCUAACAUUAAUGUUCCCUUUGUUGAUAAAGAUGAAUCAGGAAGAAAAGAUCAGUAAAAAGAGACAAAUUUGACUUAGAAAUACUGUAUUCCUAAAACUGCACUUUAGUCCAACAGGUUCAAGCUAACUGAAAUGAUGACUUUCUUAAUUCUGCUAGCUUCAUAGCUUUGUAUGAAAUUACUUCUAACUUGAUGGGAAAGGAAAAUAUAUGAGCAAUAGGUCAGUUAUCUAUUUCAGAUGAUGAAUGGAUUUGAUCAAUUUUAGGGGAACAAAUACAUAUGUGGGUCCAUCUAAGUCUAUGAAUUGUAAGGACUAGUAAGGAAGUUUGCAAAAGUUUAGCUUCAAAAUCUGGCUUUUAACACACACAUAUAUUACUUUCCUCUUUUAAAAUAGUUUUAUUGUCUCCACGCAAACAGGAUCAACAGCAAAAGAGAAGAUUUAAUAUUGCUGAUUUAUCUAAGCUAACACCAAAACUUAGCUAGGAGUGUUAAUAGGUAAUGUUGUAAAUCAAGAUAUUGUUUGCAGAGUGGAGAAUUUUGUGAGCCAUGCCUAGGUGAGAUAAAGUUGGUUGGGGGUGGGGGUUAGCUAUCACUAAUGUGACAUACAGAGAUAUUAUUGACUCUGACAGUACCACUGCUAGGAACUGCAAAUCAUUAACAUUUUGAUAGCAAAUAUGCCCUUCCAGGUUUUUGGAUGGAAGACAGUAUGCUGAUUUGAGGUUCUCUUGUAGCUAGUAGGAAUGUGUGUUUACUCUUAAGUGAUUCAUCAGUUUACUGAGUGCGUAAUUUUUGUAUCCUUUUGCCAUCUUGCAGACCUCAUUUGGGUAUGUUCUUGCAAAAACAGUAAUGAUGUGUACACUGGAGUCAUUUAGAAGCCUUACUUGCAGCUAAGAAUAAUUUCUCGUUUAGUUCCCAUUAGAUAUGUCAAAAGCAUGGCAGAAGGGAUAGUUCAGGGGAAGAUCCAGGUAAGGAUAAAAGGAAAAAAAACUAAUUUCUUCAGAAAAUCAGUCUGCCUUUUUAAGUCUGUGCGGAUUUGCUUGAAUUUUGCAAACCUUGGCAAAAAUCUCAGAAGACUGUUACCAGUAAACUUUACUGGUAAAAAGUUCACAUAUCUUUAACUUCAAACACAGUGUUUUUCAGGAAACUACUAUACUGGUUUGGAAAACCAAUAUGUACAAUGGCUGUUAACAGAACAGGCUGAUUUAAUACCUUGCUAUAGCCAUCUUUAAUCCUGAUCCAGAAUUGCAGAUGUUAAUCAUUCUGUUCAGUUUUUUUUUUUACUGGACAUAAUCUUGAUUUGGAGUCAGUAAACUGUUCUGUUGUGUUUUGUGUUCUGGUAGUCAUCUGUUCUCAGAUAUUCUUUGUACCUGCCUUUUUGACCAAACCAAAUAGUUCUCACCCUUCUUGCUUCUUUGGUCCCUGUUCUUAAAUACUAAGACUCUCAAGUAACCUGGAUGGAAAACUUCUGCUAUAAGGCUUUUUUUCAAUUCAGCAUUUCCCUAUCUCCAUUUAGACUCUGAUGGCAUGUAAUAUUCACUACAAUUUUCUUUUGGCCCAUACGCAUGUCACUAAUCCUGACUUCUGAAGCUUGUAUUUGACAGGUGAACAGUAUACUUCAUAGUUUCCUGUCAGUCCUCCUUCAAAAAUAAUCUUAUAAUAGAACAAUUGUUUUGUCUAGUAUGAGUUUUAUUCUUUAAUGUAUUUGAUCUGUAGCUCAGUUUUCUCACAUAUUGAAUAUUUCACGCAUUUUGAAUAUUGUGUCCUAUUUAUUUUUUGAGGGACCUCUAUAAAGUCAGCACAAAGGACAAACAGGAUGGAUUUCUUCUUGAUAAUACAGCUCAAAAUUGGAACCUUAGUAUAGCAGCUGGUGUUUUCCUAAUGCUUUUUCACUGGAACAAACCAGAAUUACUUGGACGUAAUUCAACCUUGCAUUAUUUGAAUAAUUCACCUGAGCAAAAAGUGAUAUAAAGCAUCCUGCUUGGAAAAGUGGAGUUGAAUCUGCAGGAGGCACAAAUUUUAGUGUAGAUGGGUAAGCACUCAUACUUUCCAGCAGAGAAACUAUUAAGCACUUUAUAAUGCUGUUAAUACCUGGAGACCAUCACAGUCCUUUGGAAAUAGAGACAAUGGCUGAAAGUGUUGCUGUAGGAGCACUUGUAGUCUUCUGUGCUAUAGUCACACAAGAUGUGUGAGAUUACAUAGAAAUUUGUAAUUGGCCUCACUGGACAAUGUUGUGUGCAAUUUGAAAUUAAAAUAUGUCAGUGUCAUGGAUCUAACUUGAUAUUAUCAUGAUAUCAAGAGAAAUAGCAGAACUAGAAAAACUAAGCAUACUAGAAAAUGUGCUUAAAGUGCUAAUGUAGUCCUUGUUAACAGGUGAAAAAGAUGUGAAGAGACAAUUGUGAAGGCUAUGCAGUGCUUUUCUUUCAAAACACUUAAGAAGGGAAAAUGUUUGCAAAUCUGGUAUUGCUUUUGGAAGUAGAUAGUUAGAUUCAUACAUUGUCUUUGGAUUCUGGGUGAACUAAUGUUGCUGAGGAAGGUAGUAACUAGCAAUUUAGUAGCUGUGGUUUGCUGUCUAGUAUCAUCUGUGCAGCAUGCACAGAGUGCAGAUGUUUAUUGGAUAACACUUCAUCAGAAGAAAGAAAAACAGAAGCUCAGAUUGGAAGCCAAGGGCAGUCAUAGCAAGGAGGAGAGAUGUCAUAUGUCAUUGUGCACCAGUCUUCAGCAGAAGAUGGAAGUGUAAAUCUCAUUACUUGGGAGCAAAGUGGAAAUGAGAAAAGGAAAACCAGUAAGUAGGCAUUUCACUUUAACAUACUGUAAAGUUUAAGAAUUGCAACCUUUGUUUCUUAUGAAUUCCUCCAAUAUUUGAUAGCAGUUUUGAAGUUAAAUUGGAUGAAAUACCUCAACUUCUUUCUUGAACAAUCAAGAAGACACCUAAUAAUAUGUAUGUUCAGAUAUGAAGUGUGCUCAGAUGUUAAAGUAGAACAUUUUUCAUUUCUUCAAUUUAAUAAAAGAUACAGAUGGUCACAUCAGCAUACAGUGAUUAAGAUGAUAACCUAAGAGACUAACAAACUAUGCUAAGUAGUUGUAACUUGUUAACUUUUCUAGGAAAUAUAUUUGAUUUCCUCCCCGCCUUGCCAGUCCUGCUCCAUAUCAUCUACUCUGCACUAAGCUCCAGUAGGACUCGUGGCACUUUUUGAAAUUUGGGUCAUUGACACCUUCUUCUCAUUUGUUGAAAUACUGCGUACUAGCGCAUUAGGGUUUGGAGGGAUCCCGUUUUGCUGACGUGGAUACUGAAAAAUUAAAAUGACAAGAUAAUAAAAGUUACUUUGUAAAUGUGAAUGCUUCAUUAGACACUAAUGCUCUCAACUUGGGCUGAGUGAGGUAAUAGCAGAAUUUCACAAGUACUUGUGCCUUGUCAGCAUAGACUUACAAUCGGUAUAUUAGCUUAUUUUAAAGAUAUAUGAAACAAUAUUUUAAAAAUGUAAUUUGAUUAAGUACUUAUUGUGUAGAUAUUUUCUAGAGAUAAAGUUUUAUGUGUGUCUACUUAUUUUUAGCAGUAUUAAUUUCAAUUUAUAUAAAUACUGAAUUGUUUGAAGAGGUUGCUUUGAGCUAAUGAUCUCUCUAAGCUUCCUCUACAGUACUGCAGAUUAAAUGUCAAACUUAAUUUUGCUCUUCGACUAGUGGCUGGUAAACUGAAGAGCCUGUCCUGUUCUUUGUGCUGCAUGGGCCAGACUCAGAUUUUCACUUAAAAAAAAUCACUACAGUGUAAUGUUCAGUAAUGCUACCUCCUUUCUGUCAAAGUGUUGAAUUUUACUGCAGUUCCUUAUCUUUGGGAAGAGAUAGGGGAACAUUUCAGUUUUGUUUUACAUCAAUUUUUGUGUCUGGAUACAUUGUGAAGACUUUUUACUGACUGUGUAAAUUACGAACAGUAGAAGUUUGUAAUUUGCCACCAUGUACAUUAUGUAUUUUUCUUGCUUAAGUUGCUGGGAUUCAUACUAUUGUUUGUUUACCUAUUUCAUAGCUAGUUUUGUUGACAAAGCAAAACUCACCUGCAGAAGUUUUAAUGUGUGCCAUUUCCAUAGCUGAGCCUGUGGUAAAUAUGAAAGUUCUGACUCAGGGCUUUUUAACAACUUAAACACAUUCACAAUAUUCUUCAGCACAUCUUGGAGGAUAUUAUACAUGUAAUGACUGUACAGUGCCUUGAUAGAACUAUUGAAUAGGCAGUAGCCAUAGAGUCUUUACAGAAUGCAAGUAUCUUGAGUUCAGCUAAUGAGCUUGUUAAUAUAUCUGUAAUACCCUGCCAUAUAUAUACGUACUUGUAUUUCUGUAAAGGAAAAUUAGCAAAUUUAGCUUUUGUUAAGCUUUUUGUAAGUUGUGUUUUAUUUUUACACUGAUCACAGGGGCCUGGGGGGUAUAGUAUUCAAAUUUACAGAAGCAGCAUUUGUGGGAAAGUAGGUUGAUAAAAUGUUCCGUAUAUGACAUUUUCAGUGUGAGGGGAGAUGACAUUUUAUAAACUACCAUUUUUUUAAAAAAAGCUGCUUUAUUCUGGCCUAGUAAGUCUUUUAUAGGAAAGAAAAAAUAAUCAGCGACAAAUCUGUAUGUUUGCAUGCCAUUUCAUAAUUAUGAAUUAUGUCAUUUGAGCUUCUAGGAAGUACUUUUUGUCCCAAGCUUAGUGUCUUUAUGGAAUGCAAUAUUCAUAUUAGAAAAUAGUUUUAGUGAACCACAACAUUUUUGCAUCUGUUAAAAACACCUUUGUAUUUUUAGUAAGUUGUAGAUUUUGACAUGACUAUUUGAGAAUUUAAGGUUAUCUGUGUGAAUGUAGUGGAUUUCUGUAUGCAGAUAGCAUUAUAUAAUUGCUUUCGUUAAAACUGCUUAGCAAGGUCUAAGCUUUUCAAAAUAAAUGGGAAUGUACUGUAUGGUUAAUAAAA